GUUAUUCUGCGUUUGCUUCUGGAGCCAUACACUGCAUUUCCCCAAAUGCUUCGUGCGGCAGCCCAGCUGAGUGAGACGCAGCUGGUCUCGAGGCACAGAUGUGGGCUCAUCCCAGAAGAGAGCCCAGGAAGAAAAGCAGCCAGGCCCAAGAAACCCGGAGCAAAGGCUUGCAGUGAAACUGAGCUGGAGAAUGUUGUCCCCGAAAACAAGUCUUACACUUGCAGACGAAGACCUCGUACACCUGUUCUCCUCUGCCAAAGCUAAUCUGACGAUAGGGAGCCCGACGCUGACAAUUCCGUGUUGCCUCCUUGACGAUUCGUGUCAGCCGCGGGGACCAGGCUCUAGAGCCCGAAACUCAGCCUUGCGUCUCCGGGAGGCGUUCGCCUGACGACAAAUGCUUCGGUGUUUACCAAUCUUGCCUGGCAGAUCAAGGCAUAUAUGUUUCUCGGGAUCGCUGGUGACUCGAACAUGGGCACACACGUUAUGCUGAGUCGAUUGCCACCGACACUCCCGCCGCCCUCAAUCUACUUCAGGAACUCGAAUGAACGUGUGCAAUGGAGCCAACGGUCCACACGCUAUUUGAGCCUGUGACAGGCACCUGGCAAUACAUUGUCGCGGACGAAGCGACAAAGGACGCCGUCAUCAUCGACUCUGUUCUCGACUAUGAUAAAGAGACAGGCAAGGUGUCGACGCGGUCGGCCGACCAGAUUCUCGACCUGGUGGCCACGCAGGGAUACACGGUCUCCAAGAUCCUCGAGACUCACGCCCACGCCGACCACCUCACCGCCUCUCGGUAUCUCCAGAGCGUUCUUGCGGAGAGGCAGCAAAAGACCAUUCGUCCCCAGGUGUGCAUCGGCCAGCGCAUCCGACAGGUUCAGGACACCAUGUCCAAGAUAUACGGCGUGCCUCAAUCGGAGCUGGCCGAUGCGUUUGACCACACCUUCUCCGACAAUGAGACCUUCCAGAUCGGGUCCAUCGAGGCCCGUGUGAUGCACCUCCCCGGCCACACGCCCGACCACCUGGGCUACGUCGUCGGAUCCAACGUCUUCACGGGGGACUCCAUCUUCAACCCGGACAUCGGUUCGGCGCGCUGCGACUUCCCCGGAGGGUCCGCCACCGACCUCUACCGGUCGAUGCAGACGCUGCUGUCCCUCCCGGGCCAUUUCAAGCUGUACACAGGCCACGACUAUCCGCCCGACAGCCGCGACGUCCCUGUCGGGCAGAACGCGGCCGGGAGCAAGGCCGUGCCGUUCACGAGCGUGGCAACCCAGGCCCGGGAGAACAGGCACGUCAAGCUGGGCACGCGGAUGGACGACUUUGUCUCGUGGAGGGCCGAGAGGGACGCCGGCCUCGCGCCCCCGAAACUACUCGCUCAGGCCAUGCAGGCCAACGUCCGCGGCGGGCGCCUGCCCGCCGAGACCUCGGACGGCUUCAAGCUGACAGAGGUCCCAGACGGGGUGGUCAGAGUGGGUCAGACCGCACGACUGAUGCUGUAGAAAAACAGAGGAAAAGGAGGAUGAAUCCUGGCUUGCGUUAAUCUAGUGUUCCACGUGGUUAAUGAAGGGGUGGGAGAUUUUGGUGCCUCUCUUUGGAGGAACGUGACCUGCUAUUAUUCGAGAUUGGAGGACCAUCGCUUGAAAAGCUCUUUUUAGGAUAAGCUGGCGCUGGUGUACUGGUAAUGCUUCGGCGGCGAGUGCGAGGGUUUCGCAACACCCACGUCCAUGGAUGCUUGGUUCAUCACUGUUUAUAGUGCAGCAGCAAAAGUAAUUACUCGGGAUUCGUUCUCC
Cladophialophora immunda is the source of this 1787-nucleotide messenger RNA. RefSeq lists its product as uncharacterized. The record is from RefSeq and is a predicted model, not a curated record. Gene Ontology annotation, biological process: hydrogen sulfide metabolic process; glutathione metabolic process. Gene Ontology annotation, molecular function: sulfur dioxygenase activity. The coding region runs from base 555 to 1496 and encodes 313 amino acids. The transcript has a single exon. Lineage: Eukaryota; Fungi; Ascomycota; Eurotiomycetes; Chaetothyriales; Herpotrichiellaceae.